This is a messenger RNA of Gymnodraco acuticeps, 5446 nucleotides long. Its product is annotated as coronin-1C-A. The record is from RefSeq and is a predicted model, not a curated record. Gene Ontology annotation, molecular function: actin filament binding. Bases 119 to 3148 code for a protein of 1009 amino acids. Gene Ontology annotation, biological process: actin filament organization; neural crest cell migration. The transcript is spliced from 11 exons. NCBI's taxonomy places the organism in Eukaryota, Metazoa, Chordata, Actinopteri, Perciformes, Bathydraconidae.
GACAGACCAAAAGAGUAGUGUGAGGAUUGAGGAAAGAGCCGGAGCACAGAGGCUUUUCAAUCAACCCAAGAGAGAGAAGAAAACUGAGGUGCAGCUUCAAACAUCAUCAAAGAUCAAGAUGGAGCACCAGAAUGAGGGGAGUGUCCCACUUGAGGAGAUCCAAGAAGAAGACUUCUCAGCUGAAGAGUUGAAUGAAGAGUCUGGGCCUGCUGCUACCUCAGGUGAUGCAAUUGAAAACACUGAAGAAGACCCUGUGAGGAUGAAGAUGAGCAGAUGUGGAGAUCUUGCAGGAAGUGAGUCGUUACUGUCUGUUCAACCAAAUCAGCAUGGCACCAUCAUGGCUGAAGUUGAAGAUGUUAAACUCUGCACAGGACCAGUGGAGCGCUUGAGUGCGAGGAAGGAGCCGCCUACAGCUCAACCCCAACAUGCUUUGAAAAACACGCUGCAGAAAGAGUCUCUAUUAGACCUGAGUGAUACCAUUCACUGUAGACCUCCAAAGAAGAGAACAGAGAAUAAUACAAAAGAGGAAGCAUGUGAGGUGAAGCAAGUUUUGAACCUCAACUGUUCAACAAAACCAAAGGUCACUGAAACUGAUGAUCAAAGGGAGUCUGCAGGGCCCAAUCGACAAAUGGACACAACUGAAACAGCCACGAACCAAAAGAUAGAUUUGCCAGCCGUUGAACCCAGUUCUAUUUUGAUAAAGCUACUAAGGAGAAAUAGAAAGGAAACAACAGAGCUAUCCACCGAUAAAAUCCAGCAAUCCGAUGUAAAUACAUCUUCGUCAUGUGACAGGAAGGGGUUGAAAGAAAAACUGGCUGAAGAAAAACAUGCAACCAAAGACCCUCAUGUGGAUAUGAAGCAGACGGAAAUGUAUGACACUUCGACCUCAGAUUGUCUUCAAUCUCAGCCUGGAGUGAUUGGUAACACAUUGUGUGAGAACUCACUCAUAAAAUCCCUCUGUCCCAAAGAUGAUUGUCAGAUUGUGGGGGAGAAUAUCAACUCAGCAGAGGCUUCAAUCAAUGAGGAUAUGGAGAGAAAAGAAAACCUGUCUUCAGACAACUUACAAUCAGCCGUCUCACAUGAGAGAACGUCAUGCGAAGUGAGUAUUGUGAUUUCUGAGGAAUUUGCACCUUUAUCAAGGUCUGAUUCAAAGUCUCCCUCCACUAAAAGGGAUGGACAAAGUGCAGAUUCAUGCAAUGUACUUAUUUCUGAGAAGACAGACACCAGAAGACCACCUCUACAAGUAAAGGGUGACCGUGAGCGCCCAGCUGAUCUGCAGUUAUCUGGCUCUGCAUGCUCAGAUGCACAACCUGUGACGGGAAGGAAGGUGAAAAACUCCACUGAGGACACUAUUUUGGUUGCAGCUGGCACAGUUAUCUCUGAGAAAAGCCACCAGAUCAUGAAGGAGGAUCUUAAUAUGAAAUGUAAAGCAAAUACAUUGCCACAACAGCCUGAUGAACAACCUGGCAAAGAGGGGAAUGAUGGUGUCUCAGUGAGAGAUAAAUCCCAAGACAGCCCUAAAUCCAGGCCUGUGUCAGCUCUCAUAAUGGAGACCAUUCAACUGCAUGAAAGGCUGCAGCACCACGACCGGCCAAAGUCAGAUGAAGUAAAGUGUGAUGAGCAGGGCCAUUCUGUGAAGGUGGCACAGAUGAAGGCGGCUUUCGACUCUGCUCAGAAAUCCCCUGACAAGGCAAUUCAGAGGAAGCCAUCCAUGAGAAAAGAUAUGAGUCGACAAGUUGUACGUACGAGCAAAUUCCGUCAUGUGUUUGGCCAGGCGGCGAAAAAUGACCAAUGCUACGAUGAUAUCCGGGUGUCAAGGGUCACAUGGGACAGCUCCUUCUGUGCAGUCAACCCCAAGUUUGUUGCCAUAAUUAUUGAAGCCAGCGGUGGAGGAGCUUUCCUCGUCCUCCCUCUUCACAAGACAGGACGCAUUGACAAAUCCUACCCCACAGUGUGUGGACACACAGGCCCGGUGUUAGACAUCGACUGGUGCCCCCACAAUGAUCAGGUCAUCGCCAGCGGCUCGGAGGACUGCACAGUGAUGGUGUGGCAGAUUCCUGAGAAUGGCCUCGUCACUUCCAUGGCUGAACCAGUGGUGGUACUGGAGGGCCACUCCAAGCGUGUCGGUAUCAUCACAUGGCACCCGACGGCGCGCAAUGUCCUUCUUAGUGCCGGCUGCGACAACCAGAUCAUCAUCUGGAACGUGGGCACAGGAGAGGCGAUGAUCAACCUGGACGACAUGCACCCGGAUGUCAUCUACAGCGCGACCUGGAACCGCAACGGGAGCCUGAUCUGCACCUCCUGCAAGGACAAGGCCAUCCGUGUCAUCGAUCCCCGCAAGGAGACGGUUAUCGCCGAGAAGGAGAAGGCCCAUGAUGGGGCUCGACCCAUGAGGGCCAUCUUCCUGGCUGAUGGCAACAUCCUCACCACAGGUUUCAGCCGAAUGAGUGAGAGGCAGCUCUCCCUCUGGAACGCGAAUAACAUGGAGGAGCCCAUGACUGUUACUGAAAUGGACACCAGCAACGGAGUGCUGCUGCCCUUCUACGACCCAGACACCGGUGUUGUUUACCUCUGUGGGAAGGGUGACAGCAGCAUCCGUUACUUUGAGAUCACAGAUCAGGCUCCGUACGUUCACUUCCUCAGCACCUUUACCACCAAGGAGCCCCAGAGAGGCAUGGGCUACAUGCCCAAGAGGGGCCUUGAUGUCAAUAAGUGCGAAAUUGCGAGGUUCUUCAAACUGCACGAGAGGAAGUGUGAGCCUAUCGUGAUGACUGUACCGAGAAAGUCGGACCUGUUCCAGGACGACUUGUACCCAGACACAUCUGGCCCUGAUCCUGCCCUGGAGGCCGAGGAUUGGUUUGAUGGCAAGAAUGGAGACCCCAUCCUCAUCUCCCUCAAGAACGGCUACGUCCAGGGCAAGAAUCGCGAAUUCAAGGUGGUCAAAAAGAACAUUUUGGAUGGCAAGGCGACCAAGAACACAGAGAACUCGAGCCCUGCCAACAAGUCUGCCUCCCCAACUCCAUCGAUUAAGUCUGAAGCCAAGCUGGAGGAGAUCUUGAAAGAAAUCAAAUCCCUCAAGGACCUGGUCUGCAGUCAGGAGAAGAGAAUCAUCAAACUUGAAGAUCAAAUGUCCAAAAUUGCCAUUUAGGGACCCUUUACCCGACCCGCUACAAUUCAGGACGUUCCAUUGGCAGGGGGACCGUGUUUCGUUGGAGGCCUGCCUAGCAACGAUCCCUAGCAACAUUCCAGAUGAACUUUUUCUUAGCCAGCCCCCGACCCUCAGUUUAACACAGAUGGAAUAAGGACGUGUCACAUGACCCUUUUCCUUUAAUCAUGUGGCAGUUGUUUUUUUAUUUUGUCAAAAAAAGGUCUAACAUAGAACUUUGCUUUUUAGAAAUAUGACCAAGGAAAUAGUCCCCAUUUGCCAAAAUGCAUACCCAGAUAUUUUUAAAGUAUCAGUAUAUAUAUCACCAUAGCCCAAAAUUAUAAUGUUGCCAAAUUUGACAUUUUGUUUACACCCCCAAAAGUAUUUAUUUCUCUCUGUGGGAGGAGUCAAAAUGCAAACGGCGCAGAAGACCAGGUUAUGUAAUAAAAAUAAUUUGAAUAAUUUGGUUAUGCUAGGAAAAUCUCAAACUGUAAUUAGGGGGAAAUAAAUUCAGGUUGAAGAAUGCCACAGUCUUCACCAAGCACCCAGACAUUACAUAUGAUUCCCGCUGUCUGUUGAAUCUGCACAAAGUGACUCCUGCUUUUUGCCAUUUCUCCUCAUUCCUGUCGCUUCAGGCUGUGACAAUAGUCCACGACGUAAACAUGCAUUCCUCUCUGUUUAGCUUCAUUAACAUGCACCGUGUGCUUAUUGAAAAAAAAAAAAAAUGACAAACACAUUCCACAAAUCUUAUUGGCAGUUUUUGUUGUGUCGGGAAAAAUACUUCUGCAACGUUCCUCCUCCUGUGAACACUGUACUGUCGUGACUCAGUUGCACUGGUUGGUUGUUAUUGUGACAUCGAUGUGCUGCCACUGAAAAUACCAACUUUGUGGAUUUUCAACCUCAGCGCUGCUUUGUUUCUGUGACCGGUACAGACAUCGACCUCAGUGUUUAGAAGCUGCAGUCAAGUGUAGUGGGAUUAUUUGUUGUCUCUGUUCAUUUGCUUUAAUUGCCAUCUCAGAUCUGUACAUUCUGAACAAACAAAACAGGAAUUGACAUGACGACAAGUAAUCACACUUUGACUAUUUCAAACCUUCUGGUGGUAAAACUGGAGAUUGCUACAGAAACUGUUCAUGAUGGACCUUAAAGGCCUAGAUUGUGUGAGUAUGUGCCUCAUGUCUUUGGUCUUUUGGGUACCUGUCACUUAGGAUGUUCCUGCUUUGUUUCUUAUUUGGGGGAGGGUUAUGAAAAGGACUCCAAGACUAGCCUCCAUCUUGGAUGAAUUGAAUCGUUGGGAUAUUGCUUCACUGUUAAUUUUAGCCUGUUUCUUGUUCCAGCUGUGCUAAUAUCCCUCUUAGUACUUCCACUUUUUUUAAUGGUUUAUUUCUCAGAUGCCCCUGUUCAGUAUAGUUAUCAGAAUAUCUAAGAACCAUUGUAUUGUCCAGUCUGAGCUGGUUUGAUCAGACGGCUACGAUAAAGCUCCUCUCGAUGUUUUAGUUUAGUUUCCCAGUGGGAAGCUGAGACGGGUAAUGGUUCAGUCUGUUGUUUGCCUUCAAUAUUUGUUACCACUGUAAAGACCUGAAAGUGCCAUAGAGGUAACCAUGGAAGUGUUUGUAGGGGACUGUUGUGAGAGUAGAUAUGUGUAGUAAAUGGAAGAGUUGAUAGGUGGCCGGCUUUAAAACCACUUCGAGGUGCUAUACCUAUGUUCAGAGGACCCUGCUCCUAAAGUACUGUCAUGAACUCUUGCCAAUCCAUCCCACAAUACACCAGGCUUGGGGUUUGGCAGAAGGCACGGUGACAUUUUGACACUUUCCAUCUGGAUACAGGUAUUCAAAACACCUUAGUAAUGUCAAACCGAGAUGCUUUUUGAGUCAUCGUGGCUUCUAGGAGCAGCGUGGCGUAGAAUAUAAGGACAUCUGAGAGUGCUAACUGUUAUACUGCCAUAUCUUGUAUAUCAGAGCGUCACUCUUUAUAGCACUGUCGGCACAGAGAGGAGAUGAGAAGUAGUAGUGAAUAGCGAUCCAAAGGGACUCUGUAGGUUGGAGAAGUGUGCAGUUGAAAGAUAGAUGUAUGUUUGUAAUUUAGGUCUAGAAAAACUGAGUGAAAGCUUUGUAAAUAACAUGACCAUAUUUUCUGUAUUUUUUUAUUUCUUUUGUGGUUGUGCUGAAGAGGGUAUUUGUGUGGGAGGUGGGUUUUAAAUGUUUCCCCUUUGUCUGUGUUCCCUGCACCUUGCCAUAAUGCACCAUGAGAAAAGCAGAGCCUCCGUUGAUUAUAAGAAAAAUUAAUAAAGAAUUUUUAAAAUGG